AAAACAUUAUAGGAUUGUAUAUAUGCAAUGUACCGUAAUCCGUCUUAGUAUUAUUAUUAUUAUUCAUAAAUGAUUGGUUCAUAACUGGUUAAUUAUUAAUUAACUUUUCAUCACUAUUAAAAUUUCAUUUUAGAUUUAAUAACACUGAAUAUACGAGUAGUAUAGUACAAUUGAAAUUCAAUUAACUGACAUAAGUGUUAACUUUAUCAUAUAAAUAAAUAUACACAUACAUACAUAUAUAUGUUUUGUUUUAAACAAAAUGAAGUCAGUUUAUACUGUAGAUAUAAUGAAUUUUACAUUAUUUUUUCGUAUAGUGAUUAUCAAGUAAUAUAGUCAAUAUAAAACUUGACAUAGUUUCAGUUUUCAAAGAAAGAAAAAAGAAAAAAGAAAAACAAGAAAAAACGAACAAAUAAAAAGUUAAUCCUACUAUCAUUCUAACUAUUAUUAUUUAUCAUAAUUAAUAAUAAAAUGUAUUUAGAUAUUUUCAUGUAGCAAACAAAAAAAAACAAACAAUAGUUAUCAAUAAUUCAGUUUCAUGCAAUUCAUUGAAUUAUUUAAUUCAUUUUGGAGUUUAUUUAAAUUGAGAAAAAUUAUUUUUCUAAUAAUCAAUUUAAUUUUAUUUAAUCAUGAAGAGAUUUUAGGAUCAGGAUAUAAUAUAUCAUUGAAAUAUUAUCAUCCAUAUUCUAGAUGGCAGAGACGAUCAUUAACUCCUUGUGCAUGGCUUGAACGUGGUGGCUUUUUUAAUAUGCCUAAAUAUUAUAAUUCAUUAUCUCCAUUUGCACAACGUCGUCAUAUUUGUUCAAGUUAUUCAAGUUGUCCACUUACAUGGCUUCCAACAAAUGAUGUUAAAUCAUUAACAUUUAAACUUAUAGGUACUGAUGACAUGCGUGAUUACGAAUUUCAAGCUCAUUUUUGUAACAGAAUCUAUGAAGCACGGCAUCGUUAUUGUACUAUGGAAGAGGGAGAAAUCGCAUUUGAGUUGAGACAGAUAGGGACAUGGUUAAUGGUAGACCGCAUUAAUUGUCGAUGUUUAGGUAUUGCUGAUGUUGAACGUUAUGGAUACAGUAAAGGUGUUCAAUUUGGAGAUCGCGUUUUUCGCGGUAAUUACAUACAUAUGACAUGUGCAAUAAAGCCUCAAUGUAAAGUGGAUGAUUUUUGUUAUAUUGAAACACCAAGUACAGAUGGUUAUAUUUAUGGUGGUCGAGUACCAUGCAUUUGUCCAAAACAAUAUCAUUGUCCAAUUUAUUUUAUACGAGAUAAACGUAUUCCACAAAUCAAUGAUGAUGGACGUGUCAUCAGUUAUGGAAUUAAAUGUAAACGAAGGAACUAUUAAUUAAUUACAUUUUACCUCAUUUCGAAUAUAUAUAUAUAUAUAUAUAUAU
Molecule: messenger RNA, 1382 nt
Organism: Schistosoma spindalis
Lineage: Eukaryota; Metazoa; Platyhelminthes; Trematoda; Strigeidida; Schistosomatidae
Source: the annotation of a GenBank genome assembly